Lepus europaeus (European hare) is the source of this 489-nucleotide messenger RNA. RefSeq names its product family with sequence similarity 162 member B (gene FAM162B). The coding region runs from base 1 to 489 and encodes 162 amino acids. The record is from RefSeq and is a predicted model, not a curated record. NCBI's taxonomy places the organism in Eukaryota, Metazoa, Chordata, Mammalia, Lagomorpha, Leporidae. The transcript has 4 exons.
AUGCUCAGGGCGGUGGGCAGCCUCGUGCGCCUCGGCCUGGGCCGCGCUGUCCGCUGCGGCCCGGGAGCGCGUCUGGAAGCAGCGCGUCGGCUCUCACCGGCUCUCCCUGUCCACGGGCUUGCCUACUACUCCAGCGGCGGAGUCCCCAGCGGUUCUGAGCAGCAAGGUCCAGGGAAGGUUCACAGGGUCCCCGCUCAGCACAAGCCUUCGCAAUUCGACAAGAAAAUCCUACUGUGGACCGGGAGAUUCAAAUCCAUGGAGGAGAUCCCCACGGAGGUCCCGCCAGAAAUGAUAGAUGCUGCAAGAAACAAAGCUCGAGUGAAAGCUUGUUACAUAAUGAUUGGACUUACAAUUAUUGCCUGCUUUGCAGUGAUAGCAUCAGCCAAAAGGGCUGCAGAACGACAUGAAUCUUUAACAAGCUGGAACCUGGCAAAGAAAGCUAAGUGGCGUGAAGAAGCUGCAUUGGCUGCACAGGCUAAGACUAAAUGA